Messenger RNA from Arvicanthis niloticus (Nile rat), 2668 nucleotides. NCBI's taxonomy places the organism in Eukaryota, Metazoa, Chordata, Mammalia, Rodentia, Muridae. The record is from RefSeq and is a predicted model, not a curated record.
CGCCCGCACUUUCUCCUCCUCAGGAGAGGAGGGGUGGUUGCGAGGAAAGGAGAGAGAAGCAAAUAGGAGGCAUUUCCUCUCGGCGGGGAGCGACAGCCGGUUCUCCGCGGCCAGCAGGAGCGGCGUUGGCAGCCGCCGCGGGCGCCGGGCGCUCGCACCAUGCGCGAGCCGGCCGAGAGCUGCUGAGGCGCCGGGCCGCAGAAGCAGAGCGCGAGUGCUGCGGGCUCCGGCGGCGCUCGCCCACCAGACCUGCCCAGGCGGCGGCGGGAUGGAGCCGGCGACCGCGCCCCGGCCGGACAUGGCGCCGGAGCUGACCCCCGAGGAGGAGCAGGCUACCAAGCAAUUUCUUGAAGAGAUCAACAAGUGGACAGUGCAGUAUAAUGUUUCUCCGCUCUCUUGGAACGUGGCUGUCAAGUUCCUCAUGGCUAGAAAGUUUGAUGUGCUCCGUGCCGUGGAGUUGUUCCACUGCUACAGAGAAACAAGAAGGAAGGAAGGCAUUGUGAAGCUGAAACCUCACGAGGAGCCGCUCCGUUCUGAGAUCCUCAGCGGCAAGUUUACCAUCCUGAAUGUUCGAGACCCAACUGGAGCCUCCAUUGCCCUUUUCACUGCCAGGUUACAUCAUCCCCACAAAUCUGUCCAGCACGUGGUCCUCCAAGCCUUGUUUUACCUGCUUGACAGAGCUGUGGACAGCUUUGAAACUCAGAGGAAUGGACUGGUGUUCAUCUAUGACAUGUGUGGUUCUAAUUAUGCCAACUUUGAGCUAGAUCUUGGCAAGAAAGUCCUAAACCUGCUGAAGGGAGCGUUUCCAGCUCGGCUGAAGAAGGUGCUGAUUGUAGGGGCACCCAUAUGGUUCCGAGUGCCCUACUCUAUCAUCAGCUUGCUCUUGAAGGACAAAGUUCGCGAGAGGAUUCAGAUAUUAAAGACAUCUGAAGUUACCCAGCACCUGCCUAGGGAGUGCCUUCCAGAAAAUCUGGGUGGGUACGUCAAAAUUGACCUCGCCACUUGGAAUUUUCAGUUCCUGCCCCAAGUGAACGGCCACCCAGAUCCCUUCGAUGAGAUCAUCCUGUUUUCCCUACCUCCUGCCUUAGACUGGGACUCAGUACAUGUUCCAGGUCCUCAUGCCAUGACCAUCCAAGAGUUGGUAGACUAUGUCAACACCAGACAAAAGCGGGGCAUCUAUGAGGAGUAUGAAGACAUUCGUCGUGAGAACCCUGUUGGCACUUUCCACUGUUCCAUGUCUCCGGGAAACCUAGAGAAAAACAGAUAUGGAGAUGUCCCCUGCCUGGACCAAACACGAGUGAAGCUGACAAAACGAAGUGGCCACACUCAGACAGAUUACAUCAAUGCCAGUUUCAUGGAUGGCUACAAGCAGAAGAAUGCUUACAUUGGUACACAAGGUCCUUUGGAGAAUACCUAUCGUGACUUCUGGCUCAUGGUUUGGGAGCAAAAAGUUCUGGUGAUUGUCAUGACCACUCGCUUUGAGGAAGGCGGCAGGAGAAAAUGCGGCCAGUACUGGCCUUUGGAAAAAGACUCUCGGAUCCGAUUUGGCUUCCUCACGGUGACUAAUCUAGGAGUGGAGAACAUGAACCAUUAUAAGAAAACAACUCUAGAAAUUCAUAAUACAGAGGAGCGGCAGAAACGCCAGGUGACCCACUUCCAGUUCCUAAGCUGGCCAGAUUAUGGUGUCCCCUCCUCAGCUGCUUCCCUCAUUGACUUCCUGAGAGUGGUCAGAAAUCAGCAGAGCAUGGCUGUAGGUAGCCUGGGAGCUCGCUCCAAAGGGCAGUGCCCUGAGCCACCUAUUGUGGUCCACUGCAGUGCUGGCAUCGGCAGGACAGGUACCUUCUGCUCACUGGACAUCUGCCUGGCACAGCUGGAGGAGCUUGGCACCCUUAAUGUGUUCCAGACGGUGUCGCGCAUGAGGACCCAGAGGGCCUUCAGCAUCCAGACCCCCGAGCAGUACUACUUCUGCUACAAGGCCAUCCUGGAAUUCGCAGAGAGGGAAGGCAUGGUUCCCUCUGGUCAUAGCCUGCUGGCCACGGAUGGCCAGUAACUGUUCCACAUGUUUCCACCUGCUGGUCAGCCUUCCUUAAACUACCCUGGACACUGCUGAGCCUAUAGGUUGCCAUCAGUUAUGCUGAAGCCAUGGAUCAACCUCCUUCUUGUGUCUCCCAGCGCACAUGUGCACGCAAGGCAGCCUUUCCCUUUGGCUAGAUAAACGUGGUGACCUUGCCACUAGAAAGGGCCAGCAGCAAUGUGUUCUUAAUUCCUAGCACCUGCUAUCGAACUGUGCCUUAUCAAAACCAAAUUGUGGCUAUUGAUUUUUGCCAGGGUCCCUGAGGUAAGUGGGGAAGGAACCCUCGCCCAACCCCAUCUCCCAAUGCCAUUCUUCUGGACAUCUCCUCCUUCCCUUUGCUAUGAUUUGACAGGGAGGUUUGGUGAGCAUUCACCUUCCUACCCAGAAAGCUUGACCAAGUUACAUAUCCUAGAGAAUGUCCCGAGUGCCAAGCACGUUUAUACAUAGGGCGUGUAUUCCAGUCUUUUCUGUCAUUCUGUGUGUGUGUGCGUGUACGUAUGUGCACUUACGUGUAUGGAUCCAUAUGUAUGUGUGUACAUAAUAUAUACUGUAUGUGAUAAUUAUGGCCGUAUACUAUAAAUACAUAUACACAGA